AUGACCACAAAAACGAGGCAGCGGCAGCACAGCCGGCGGUUGCUGCUGCCACUGUCUCUCUUGUGGUUUGCCGCUUCGGCGGUCGAGGCUCAGAGUGUAACAGGAUUGCUCUCUUUGCUUCCAAAUUGUUCUCUUCCAUGCCUCACCAAGAGUCUUCAGGUUGGCAACUGUAGCUUGGCUUCCGUUACCACCGUUGCCGAGUGCCUGUGUCCAAACAUCAAAUUGCAGUCAGAUCUGUCGACAUGUGUGCAACUAAAUUGUCCCUUCGAGGACCAGAUCACUGCCGUGGAACUCGAGGCCUCUCUUUGUGCCGAUUAUCCGAAGGAAUCAAGAAGUCAAGAAGUCAAGAACAUCGCCAUUGCCCUCUCCGCCAUCACCUUUCCGGUCGUCGCGCUGCGCUGCAUUUCGAGAUGGAUGAUCACAAAACGACUAUGGUGGGACGAUUGGACGGCGGUAUUUGCAACGCUGCUUCUCGCCGCGUUAGCUGGUGUUGAGAUUGCGAGCGCCGACCUCGGCUUCGGAACGCACUAUUGGAACGUCGAACCCGCCUCGGGCACGAAGCUCAUCCAGCUCUUUUACGCUGUUCAACAGAUCUACAUCCUCAUUCAGGUGUUCGCCAAGAUCUCGAUUUUGCUCUUCUUCUCUCGCAUCUUCCCGGCGCGAUGGUUUCAGCUUACGGUCCGGUACUUCAUUGCGUUCCUGCUCUCUCACGGCCUCAUCUUUUUGCUUGUCAUCAUCUUCCAAUGCACACCAAUUUCGUCGAUUUGGGAUAGAAGCAACUCGAACCGAAAGUGUCUAGACGUCACAGCUAUUGGGUACGCCGGAGCAGUUUUCAGCAUCAUUGAGGAUCUCGUCAUCUUGGUGCUGCCAAUCCCCGAGUUGAUCAAACUGCAGCUCAACAUCAGGAAGAAGAUUGCGUUGGGAUUAAUGUUUAGUCUUGGUUCCUUGUGCAUGUGUUACGACCAUGGUGAGACUCAAGUAUCUCGUCAUGUUUUCCAGCACGUUUGA
Molecule: messenger RNA, 1008 nt
Organism: Colletotrichum truncatum
Lineage: Eukaryota; Fungi; Ascomycota; Sordariomycetes; Glomerellales; Glomerellaceae
Source: RefSeq, a predicted model, not a curated record